AUGAAACUCAUUGCACUCGCAGCGGUUGGUUUAGCAGCUGUAUCUCAAGCUCAGGCACAAUGUGUCGAAAAUCUCUUGAUUGAUGAUUUCAUCAGUGCGAACCGUCCAUUGACUGGACCAGCUGGUAAUGACCGCAUUUACGACCUUCUUGGUGGUGAUUAUGGAGGUGUUGGUAUUCAGGGUAAUAUUACAAUUGACAACAAGGGAAACGGGACGAUCUUUCCUGAUAACUCUAUGGCUGGACUCAACGGCACAAAUUAUUUCUUUCUCAAGUUUGAUCCUAAUGCAUGUUUCAAUGCUACACUAUACACGGGCCUCCAGAUGAGCUUUGUCUUCCCAGCCGGCAGUGACUUCCAAAUCGCCUUCACACAAAAAGCACCAAACUGUGUCGACAGACUGACCGACUCCAUAUACAAGAAGCUCUCCGAUUACAUAAUUCCCAACGGAUCUCACCAGUCCGUCUUCAUUCCCUUUGCCGAUUUUGGUCAGAAUGUAGCAGGAGGUGCUUAUGACUGGCAGCAUAUCAAAGACUUGACGUUCUUGCAGUUCAUGCCUACUCGUAUGCCAUAUACAUUCAACAAACUAGUACUGCUAUCCAAGUGUAGCGGAACUACGAUUGCUAACGGAACCACGACUCAACCCACCACUGAAGUUACCAAAACUGCUUCAGAUUCAGUCAAAGUGGCCGGAAGCAUCGGGACUGCAAUGAUGGCAUUGGCUGCUAUCGUUGCCAGUUUCUUCUAA
Messenger RNA from Synchytrium microbalum, 744 nucleotides. RefSeq lists its product as uncharacterized. Lineage: Eukaryota; Fungi; Chytridiomycota; Chytridiomycetes; Synchytriales; Synchytriaceae. The record is from RefSeq and is a predicted model, not a curated record. The coding region runs from base 1 to 744 and encodes 247 amino acids. The transcript has 5 exons.